This is a messenger RNA of Peronospora matthiolae, 354 nucleotides long. Lineage: Eukaryota; Oomycota; Peronosporomycetes; Peronosporales; Peronosporaceae. The record is from the annotation of a GenBank genome assembly.
AUGACAGACAGCAAGUAUGCAUUUGUUCUUUUGGACGGUGAAGAUGGCAGUGUGACAAUGUGUCAGCACCGUUAUGUCGAUGAUAUCCUCAAGCGCUUUGAAAUGGAGGAGUGCAAGGCUGUGGCGAGUCCUGUGGGUGUCAGCUCUCGACUGAUGUCAAGCAACGAUGCAAGAAAGAUCGAUGUUCCGUUCCGUGAAGUUGUUGGUGCUUUGAUGCAUCUGACUACUGCAACACGACCGGACAUCGCCUAUGCUGUGAGCUUUGUGUCGCGCUUCAUGGAGAAUCCCCAAGAAGAACACUGGGUUGCGGUCAAGCGCAUCUUUCGCUACCUACAAGGCAACAAGAUGCAUUGA